GGGCCGAGCCCGCUGCCGCCGCCAUGGUGCCGAGCCAGCUGCGGCUCUCCGCGGCGGUAAAAGGUCGUGGUGACUAUGAUUCUGAUUUUAGUGAUGAGGAAAAUGGAGAAAAAUCUGCGCAGAAGACUAGAAGUGUACAAGAUGAGCUUCUGACAAAGCCAUUCCAAAAACCAAAACAAAGCCAUGUGGCUCACAGUCAACUCGCAGCUCAAGAAUGGGAUAGGGAAGAAGCAAGAAAAAGAAGAUUUCAUUGGAUAGCAAUGGAUGCUUAUGCAAGACAUAAGAAGUUGGUGAGUGACUACAUUCUGUACUAUGGUGGCAAAAUGGAAGAUUUCCGGCGUUCCAGUGCAAAUGACAAGACGGAUCUUGAUGUUAUAAGAGAAAACCAUAGAUUCCUGUGGAGAGAACAUGAUGAAGUAGACAUGAACUGGGAGAAGAGGCUUGCCAAGAGGUAUUAUGAUAAAUUAUUCAAAGAAUACUGUAUAGCAGAUCUUAGGAGAUACAAAGAGAAUAAGUUUGGAUUUAGGUGGCGACAUGAGGAAGAAGUAGUUUCAGGAAAAGGUCAAUUUUCUUGUGGAAGUAAGCACUGUGAUGAGAAAGAAGGCCUGAAGAGCUGGGAGGUGAAUUUUGGUUACGUCGAGCAUGGUGAAAAGAGGAAUGCUCUUGUGAAAUUGAGACUGUGUCCAGAAUGUUCAAAAAAACUUAACUUUCAUCACCGGAGGAAAGAAGUCAAAUCAAAGAAGAAAGGAGACACAGCUAUAUUGAACGCUGAUAAACCAAAAAUUAAGAAGAGAAAGUUAUCUUCUUCAAAAAAAAGGAAGUCAAAGAAAAAGACCCAUACAGAUCAAGUUUCUUCAGAGGAUUCAGAUAAUUCUGAUAAAGAUUCGGAUAGCAGCGAUGUGCAAGAUGGCCCUUCAGAUGCAGACUUUUGGAAAGGUCCUCUACAAGAGCCAGAGGAAAAAUCACGGGAGGAGGAAUUUGAUGAAUACUUUCAAGACUUGUUUCUCUGAAGCUUGAAAUGGACGUAGGCUGAUUUUCUUUUUAGAGCAUCAAGAUGAGUGCCUGGAAAUCCAACUGUAUUUAGGGACCAGAGCCUUUUUUUUUCCUGCCAGUGUACCAUUUCUAAAGUCAUACCAUCGGACCAUCUGGGUAAAGUGUCUUUUUAGAAGGAUUCAGCCCUAAAACUCUUUUUUUUUUUUUUGUGGUAGCCUGUAUAGUCAUGAAAUAUGAGAAGUUUUCUGAGUGCAAAACAUACAUUUCACCUGAACUUAAAAAGAGGAAGGAUGUAAACAAGAAUGUAGAUUAUUGACAGCACAUCAGAGAAUUCGGGUGCUUUUUUUUUUUUUUAUCCCAAACCUUAGAUUUGCUGAUUUGCUUAAGGGAAGUUUUCAAAAAGUCCAUUUUCACUUUGUAGCCAUAGACUUUAAUAUAUUAAUACUUUUAUUUAUUAAUCAGGAGAUAACAGAUUUAAAUGUAUUAGUCGUGUGGUCUUUAAUAUUCAUAUAUUGGUCUGUGUAAAUAUUUCUGAAUGCUUUUAGGGAAGCUCAGUUUUUAUCAAGUGUGUGUUUUGCUUGAAUUACAUAUAUCUGAAAUGACUUUCCUACUCCUUAGUAAUAUGUAGUUCAUUAUGAAUUUUUUCAUAUGACUAAUAAUUCCCCUCAUUAGUUAAAAUCCAGAUGGUGGUGUGAAUUUUUGUUUUAAUAAAUAAAAUACAUUGCUUCCUACUGGAGAUGUACAUGUGGUUGGUUAUCUAUGGUUUCUGAUCUCCCUAACAUUGAAUGAAUGUUAAUCCUUCCUCAAGGUGUAAUCCUAAA
This is a messenger RNA of Nothoprocta perdicaria, 1814 nucleotides long. RefSeq names its product protein FRA10AC1. The record is from RefSeq and is a predicted model, not a curated record. The transcript has 14 exons. Gene Ontology annotation, biological process: dephosphorylation. Lineage: Eukaryota; Metazoa; Chordata; Aves; Tinamiformes; Tinamidae. Bases 24 to 1010 code for a protein of 328 amino acids. Gene Ontology annotation, molecular function: phosphatase activity.